CUCACAAAUUAUCCACCACUGUGGCUGUGACACGGGUACGACCAGCGGGUACCUUCUAAAAUUAUUUGUUCGAAUUAUUCUGUGAUGUAGGCUUAUAUCCUCUGCAUCGAUUUCUGUUCGUCGUAGCUUCUGGAGGAACACCAGACAACAUGCCAUACAUCAAUUCAAGAGGCGAGAUCUUGGAAUCAAGGCCACUGUGGAGCAUUUCAACUUUCACGGAUAUGGUCUACGGAUUUUUCAGAAUGGCAUCGUUAUUCUUCCAAACCCUGUUUAUGAUGAAUCCUGAUAAGAAAUCUCGAAGUAGCAGGUCAUCACCAGGAAGUUCAGGAAGACGUCCACCGCCAGACCCACCACGUCGUAGAAUGGGUGGUUUUGGAGGAGGAACUGGUGGUGUUGAUAUGGGUACACCCUGUUUUCCAGGUGGCGGAUGAGGUUAGUUGCCCUUCUUUUUAAGAGAAGGGCACUCUCGUUUAGCUGCUAUGUCAAGCGCUGACAGAUUGUGUGUGUGCCAAUGUGACGCUUAUCUGCCAAACUCUUGUGAGAGCAGAAAAGCCGAUGUAGCCACCAGAUUCCAGCCUGUGCAACUGCUUGCUUAUCUAUUCGUUUUAAAUAAAACACUAUUGCUUUCUUUA
Molecule: messenger RNA, 632 nt
Organism: Ornithodoros turicata
Lineage: Eukaryota; Metazoa; Arthropoda; Arachnida; Ixodida; Argasidae
Product: selenoprotein K-like
Exons: 6
Coding region: 150-431 (93 amino acids)
Source: RefSeq, a predicted model, not a curated record